AUGGCUGCCGUCAACAUGGAACUCACGCAAACGUCAAGAAAAAAAAGGCAAGACUCAUGUGACACGACCCUGCAGACCCAAGAGCUGAUAUGCAUUGAAGUGGAACAGCGCCCGUGGCUCUACGAUAACUCGCGCGGGGAUUAUAAGGAUAUCAUUAAGCGCGAUAACGCUUGGGAGGCUAUUGGCCGCAUGGUUUCAAUGUCAGCGACCGACUGCCAGAAGGCCUGGAGGGGAAUCCGGGACCGAUAUGCACGUGAAUUGAGGUCCACAGAGAGUAAACGCAGUGGCAUGGGCGCUGGAGAAGUGUACCAGUCCAGUUGGCCACUUUUCAAAACCUUAAAGUUUUUAAAGGAAUUUAUCAAGCAGCGCAGACUUUUCAGGACUAAGAAGCUUCCAGCACCUGUACCAAUGCAACCAGUGCAUGGCAGUAUGCUUGCUGCCAUUCCUGCAGAUGGGCAGGAUAGAACUCCUCCACUCUAUCAAAUAGGGACGACAGCCUUGGGGGUGUCAAACAACGAGGCAGGUGAAGAAGAUAGCCCUGUGUCCAGUGAGUACUCUGUUAUGUCCCCAGUGGAGCCUAAUUGUGUCGGAGAGUAG
Ornithodoros turicata is the source of this 597-nucleotide messenger RNA. RefSeq lists its product as uncharacterized. NCBI's taxonomy places the organism in Eukaryota, Metazoa, Arthropoda, Arachnida, Ixodida, Argasidae. The record is from RefSeq and is a predicted model, not a curated record. Gene Ontology annotation, biological process: regulation of transcription by RNA polymerase II. The transcript has 3 exons. Gene Ontology annotation, cellular component: transcription regulator complex; nucleus. The coding region runs from base 1 to 597 and encodes 198 amino acids.